This is a messenger RNA of Athalia rosae (coleseed sawfly), 2810 nucleotides long. It is a transcript of the gene Sec6, whose product is annotated as exocyst complex component 3. Gene Ontology annotation, biological process: exocytosis; exocyst localization. The record is from RefSeq and is a predicted model, not a curated record. Gene Ontology annotation, cellular component: exocyst. Gene Ontology annotation, molecular function: SNARE binding. Bases 359 to 2632 code for a protein of 757 amino acids. Lineage: Eukaryota; Metazoa; Arthropoda; Insecta; Hymenoptera; Athaliidae. The transcript is spliced from 2 exons.
AUAUAAAUUAGGAGUAUUAUCAUUCGAUUCUUUGCUCAUUCAUAGUUUCAUAACUAUCUUCUGAGAAUUAAGAAAUGAUGUUUGAUAAUUCAAAAAUAUUUAAUUUCAUAAAUUAAAUUAAUAUCACGAUAUUACAUAGGAGUAGAAUAUCGUCGUAGUGUCUAUCGUAGUACACCAAACUAGGAAAGGCAAUCUGCCAGCCACCUGGUGUCAGCAGUCGGAUGCGUAGCACUUUUAGCCAAUGAGGACCGUAUACUAGACCUGUCAAACCGAGAUACCGUUCGUACUGAUCAGAAAGUCCCAGUUAAUACCAGUAACGAUCUAACACCACCAGAAAAGAGUUGAAAGGUUUAAAGUAAUGGGCAACGACAGCGGAGAAGACAAGAUGAAUGCCCUGCAAAAAUUGGAAGAUGAAGCAAAAACUGCUGCGACAAAGCACAUAAUUAAUAUGUUACAACGUCCUGGUCAGUUGGAAAAAGUAGAGCAGUACAAGCGUAGAAUUAGCCGUAAGAAAGCCUCGAUCGAGACCAAGUUAAAAACGGCAAUGCAAAGCCAAUUGGAUGGGGUCAGAGUAGGUUUCAAUCAACUCCAAGAUGCACUGAUAAGCAUUGCUGCAAUAAAAAAUGAACUAGACUUGAUCGGAAAAUCAUUCGGGUCUGCUCCUGAGCUGAGCAAUACUUUGCAGGUUGUACAAGAUGAAAAUAUGCGUCAUUCACAGUAUGUAACUGCCAAAGAAAACCUCAAGCAUAUAUUCACUGUCCCUGAGAGUGUGGAAAAGACAAAACAGUGGAUCAAUGAUGGUAAACUAUUACAUGCGCAUCAGAGUCUAAUGGAUCUUGAGAACUCUAGGGAUGAUUUACUUUAUGAGCUACAUAAGCUUCCAAAUCAAUCUCCAGCUGACAAGGUCAUGCUUAAGGCAUAUUUUGAGGAUGUUGAAACUCUCUCGCAACUUAUGGGAAAGCAAAUCAAAUUGGUGGUAGGUCGUACCUUAAAUACAGUUAGAAAAGAGCCAACGAUCAUCGUUACAGCACUCAGAAUAAUAGAGCGAGAGGAAAAAGCUGACCAAUUUGCAGUUCAAAGAUACAAGCAAAGUGGAUUCAUUCCUCCUGGAAGGCCUAAGAAUUGGAAAAAUAUGGCUAUAGAAGUUCUGGAAAAAUCUGUAGCUAAUAGAGUAGAGGGUACUCAUGUGGAUGAACGGGCAGACAAUAAGAUGUGGCUGGCCAGGUAUCUGGAACUCGCGCGUCUCUUGAUCCUGGAGGACUUGAGGGUGGUCAAAACGCUGUGUGGUCCUUGCUUCCCUCCUGCAUACAACAUUGUUAGAAGAUUUGUCGAGAUGUACCACAACAGUUUAUCGCAACAUCUAAAGGACAUAAUUGCAAAUGGCCUUGAAGGGAACGAAUAUGUUUCGUUGCUGUCAUGGAUAAUGAACACUUACACAGGUGUGGAAUUAAUGCAACAUCCAGAGCUGAAUAUAGACACUUCAGAUAUAGGACCGCUAUUGAGCAACGAAAUGCUUUCUGAGCUGCAGGAUCAAUACCUCAGAAAUAUGCAACAAAACUAUGAGGAGUGGAUGAAGAAGACCCUAGAAACAGAAAAAGUUGACUGGUGGAGUGGUGUCUUACCAGAAGGUAGCACGCAAGAAGCCUAUUAUCACACUGCGGCACCUGUCAUCAUAUUUCAAAUGGUAGACCAAAACUUACAAGUAACUAAGACGAUCAGCAAUCAGUUAACAGCUCGAGCUCUUGUCUUAUGCAUAGACCAGGUAGUUAAAUACUGCGCGACUUACCGUCAAGCAAUUCUAGAGUUCAAAGGCAAACAUUUUGAGGAUCGGAGCAGGGUUCCCUAUUUCACGCACCAUAUGAUUACUAUUGUCAACAAUUGCUUACAGUUCAUUGAGCUCGCUCAGCAAAUGAAACAACUUUACUGGGUUUCCAAUGCCAGUGACGACGCUGCUGUUAAGUUUGAGGCACUCCUUGCUAAUUACCAACAGUUGAGAGAUGAAGCAGUGACCAUAUUACUGGAGGAAUCAUUCCUUGACCUGGAACUCCACUUCCAAGAUCUGCUCACACCUAAAUGGCUAUCGUCACCUAUACCUGUGGAAACUAUUUGUGUCACUUUAGAGGAUUAUUUUCAGGAUUACAAUCAUUUGCGAAUCAAAAAUUUUGAGUAUGUGAUUAAGGAGGCUCAAAAUCUCAUAGCCAAGAGGUACAUAGCAGCUAUGCUGCAAAGAAAGAUAUCCUUGAAAACUUAUGAUGAGUGCUUAACUUGCACUUCAAAGAUAAUGACAGAAGCUGAAAAGAUCAAGAAUUUUUUCAUCCGAAUUGCGCCAAAAGUAGGCAAUUUUGACUCGCCAUUCGAAGUUAUAAAAAGACUGGCUGAGGUACUGAGGUGCGAAGAUUCUGAAAUCCUCUCUCUAGACUUGCAUUCUCUUGUUGAAAAAUACCCGGAUAUGACAGAGGAUCACUUGGUACGACUGUUGAGUCUCAGAGGCGACAUACCGAGAGCUAUGGCUAGGGAAAAAGUUGCAUACAUUUAUGAAGCACAACGGAAUCGAACUACUACACAGACUAUGCCUAACAGUAUAUUCAAGCAAAUUGUUAUACAGGACAGCUUCUUGAAUUGGAAACCAUAAGUUUGCUUAGUAAUAAGUGGAACACUUAUCAACAGUCAAUCUGACAAUGAAAGUGCUGAUAGUGUAAGAGCAUAUUUCUAGCUUAGGUAUUCCUGUUCCUCACCCAGUACCACUAUCAUUAUACAUACAUAUGAUUGUACAUACUCAAGUUAAGAUAAUAAAUGACUCCUUAAUUUUA